Molecule: messenger RNA, 596 nt
Organism: Phycodurus eques (leafy seadragon)
Lineage: Eukaryota; Metazoa; Chordata; Actinopteri; Syngnathiformes; Syngnathidae
Gene: c22h11orf98
Product: chromosome 22 C11orf98 homolog
Exons: 4
Coding region: 27-365 (112 amino acids)
Source: RefSeq, a predicted model, not a curated record
AGAAAACGCGGAAGCGGGCAAGCAGCAUGGCUCCACCCGGAGGGAAGAUCAACAGACCCAAAACGGAGUUGGGCAAGAAACUGUUCAAGCGCCGCCGCGUCCUGCGUCGACAGAAGAAGAAAAGCCCGAUUGUCGGCGCCGUGCUGGACGAAGGCCUCAUCACCGUCCAUCACCUCAAGAAGAGGAACACCAGCCCCCGAGCCAACAUCACUUUGUCGGGGAAGAAGAAACGGAAGCUCAUCAAGCAGCUGCAGCACCUCCGGAAGGACAAAGCCGCAAUGCGAGUUGAGGCUGCAGCUCCUCCACCCAAGAAGAAGAAGCCGCAGAAAAAGACGACGAGCGGCUGUCGGGACGACGUAGAAUAACCACGUAUUCGCGUCAAACCGGAUGUUCUACACGGACGGCCUGCAAAUAUCGUUCGCACGCAAAAGUGAAGCAUUUUCAUGUCAUCGUCAUCCUGCUCUUCAUCACAGCGAACAAGAUUUACAGAAAUAUUGGCGUAUAGCGUAUACUGUAUCGAAAUACAUAUACUGUACAGAUACUUUUAUUUGCAAACAUUGUUUUUACAAAACACAUUUAAUAAAUGUAUUCAACCA